Salvia hispanica is the source of this 755-nucleotide messenger RNA. RefSeq names its product histidine-containing phosphotransfer protein 4-like. NCBI's taxonomy places the organism in Eukaryota, Viridiplantae, Streptophyta, Magnoliopsida, Lamiales, Lamiaceae. Gene Ontology annotation, biological process: cytokinin-activated signaling pathway; phosphorylation; phosphorelay signal transduction system. Gene Ontology annotation, molecular function: histidine phosphotransfer kinase activity; protein histidine kinase binding. Gene Ontology annotation, cellular component: nucleus; cytoplasm. The record is from RefSeq and is a predicted model, not a curated record.
AGAUUUUUGUGUGUGCAUGUGUGUUUUGUUCCUAUCCAAGAUUACAUAAAAAAAACUAGACGUGGCACUGGGGGACCUUCCUUGAAUCUUUUUCCCCCAGUUAUGCAUGGAAUAUUUAUCCUAUAUAACUGUAUGCCAUUGUUGCUCUUUUCCUAUUAUAAACCAAAAGCUUCAACUAUUUUCCUUUUUCACUUUCUUUCUUCUUAUUCUAUACAAUGGAACGCCAAGCUGCCUAUUUGAGGAAUGCUUUGUUUGAUCAGGGAUAUCUUGAUGAACAGUUCCUUCAACUGGAAGAUUUGCAAGAUCAAGCCAACCCUCAUUUUGUUGAAGAAGUGGUCAAGCUAUUCUACACUGACUCGGUCCGAUUAAUACAAAGCAUUGAACUGACACUAAAAAACACCCCUCGGGACUUCGAGAAACUGGAUAAGAUCAUGCAUCAGUUCAAGGGUAGCACCACUAGUAUUGGCGCCAAAAAGGUCAAGAAGGAAUGCACACAAUUUCAAGAAUACUGCAAUGUUGGCAACGUUGAAGGGUGCAUUAGGGAAUUCCAAGAGGUAAAACAAGAGCAUGCAGCCCUCAAGAGGAAGCUUGAGAAUUAUUUUCAGCUUGCAAGAGAAGCUCGUUAAGUCACUUACAUAACGAUUAUAGUGAUGCCAAAUAGCUAUAAUGUAACCUUUUUAUAGAAAAAAAUAAACUUCGAAAUGUAUGUAAACAAGUGAUCAGUUCAACUUAAUGUCAUUUGCUGAUUUAUUUCA